GGGGCUAGGGACGAUGCAUGGGCUGCGACUAGGAGGCACUUGGGAGGCAGGGAGGGCAUGCGAGCGGAGCACAGUUCAGUAGUCGCCAUUGCAAGUCCCCCCGUGCUCUCGUAUUCGUGACACUCGUACGCGUGGAGCCGAUUUUCCGCUAACCUAAUCUCCCCGCGAGGGCCCUAAGUGUGCCCCCCCGAUGCAGAGAUAUUGCACCGAGCUCACCGAAAGAUUGUUGAAAUCUCUUGACAAGGAAUACAAUGUCGUCGAUAUGGGAGCUGUUGUGGAUGUCAUUACGGCCCUGGAAAAGACGGCGAUCACUAAGGAAUUGCUUGAGCUUACAAGACUUGGAAAACACAUUAAUGAACUUCGACGAAAGACAAAUAACGAAGCAUUGGCCAAGCGUGCAAAGGAUUUGGUACGGCGAUGGCGAGACAUGGUUUUACCAUCCGCUAACUCUACCCCACAACCAACCCCAGCCGAUACGGCACCACCUACUCUCAAUGGCGCAAAACCACACAGUCCUGCACUAAGAUGUUUGAAGCCGCAAAGUCCAGCAUUAAGAGGGCUGAAACCUCAGAGUCCAUUGUUGAGGGAUACUAUACCUCUUAGAGUGCUUAGCCCAGCUUUAUCUGUGCAUAGUGAACAUUCACAUUCUCCUAACGCAUCAUCAAACAAGCAGUCAAUUACAGUGACCAGCAACCACAAAACAAGUUCCGAUGUGACCUCUAUGCUUGGCUCAUCGAGCCAAAAUCAUGCAACGGAAGCAGUGCCACGAACUCACAGUUCCAACAAACGCCUUCGAAAAGAUGAUUUAAAUGACCAGCAUCAUGAUUCAGACUCAGUUACUGAAAGUGAACCGUUUAAAAAGCAACGUCUCAACGGCGAAAAUAUAAGUGGUAAUUUAAAUUUGCAAGUGCCUAGCCCGACAUUUAAAGAACGAAUCUCUGAUCAUUUCGUGGAGUCCUCCACCGAUCCGGACGAUUCAGGUCCAAAGAAACGUGGUCGAAAGAAAGGCAGCAAGUCUAUGAAGAAGCAGCCGAUAUUAGAAGACCGUGUGAAAGAAAAACUAGCUAGUAUCUCGAGGAAUCCGAAAUUAAAGACAACACAAGAACUGCUGGCUGAUCUGCGGGCACGCGGUACGAAUUCUAGCGUUAAUUCAAGUACUCUACCUAGUCAAAACGAAGAAUCGCCCAGCAUGGAAGAUAUUUUGAGAGGCAGCAACGAACAAGUAUCCAAGUUCCUUCGUUGUACGCCGAACAAUUCGUCGCAUAGAAAUACAGUUUCAGAAAGCUUGCCGGAGAAUAGGUUAAAACCUACAGAGAACUGUCAUGACGUUUCAUCGAAGUGUCAGGAAUCGGGUGUAGUGUAUAAAGAAAAAUCCGUUACGAAUUGUCAAAAAACACAAUUGGAACAGUCACGGGAACUAACAGUGGAGGAAAUACUAGCCAAGUUACCACCUAUAGAUCCAAGUACGAUCGAUUGGGGUGAAAGUGAAACAGAAUUGACCGAUGAUCAGAACAAUACUGAGUACCCACCUAGGCAAAUUUCAGAGGACGACAUAAAAAGGUUACACACCGAGUGUGUAGGAGGACUAAAUGGAAACUUCCAACCAAAAUUAUCAUCUUUAACUUCUACCUGUAACGAGAGACAAGAAGUAAAGGAGGGAACGUCUGAGAUCAAUGGUGUAAAGAAUGUGUAUAGCCGACCCGACGAAGAAUUUCGAGAAUGGCAUCAGAUGCUAACAAGGCCCAGUUACAAUGGCCAACUCCUUCACAUAUUGCCUUAUGUUAUUAUUGAUUAGUAAUUUUAUUAUCCUAUUCUAUUAUUAUUCCCAAACUUGUGAAGAAUCCCUACGAAAUAUUAAAGAGAUUGAUCGAUGAUCACUCUAUUAAACCAAUUUUUGUAUUGCAA
Molecule: messenger RNA, 1905 nt
Organism: Dufourea novaeangliae
Lineage: Eukaryota; Metazoa; Arthropoda; Insecta; Hymenoptera; Halictidae
Gene: MED26
Product: mediator of RNA polymerase II transcription subunit 26
Exons: 4
Coding region: 191-1795 (534 amino acids)
Biological process (GO): positive regulation of gene expression; regulation of transcription by RNA polymerase II
Cellular component (GO): nucleus; core mediator complex; mediator complex
Molecular function (GO): transcription coregulator activity
Source: RefSeq, a predicted model, not a curated record